GUCGCCGAUGGCCGCUCUGGAAUAGGAAGGAAGCUGUUGUUGGUCAAGAAAAUCGUCUCCGCCUUCCUGCUCAGUCUUCCCGAAAGGCUUGCGGCAAGUACUGUGGGGCGGGGCUGCAAUGGCCGAGCCGCCUCCAAAGGGGCUUCGAGAGGCGCUGGAGGCUCAUUUGCAGGGCCUGGGCAUCCAAGCACUCAGCGUGGAACACCCCGAAGUCUUCACAGUGGAAGAAAUGAUGCCUUAUGUACAACACUUAAAUGGAGCUCACAGCAAAAACCUUUUCCUUAAAGAUAAGAAGAAAAAAAGCUUUUGGCUGGUGACAGUUCUGCAUGAUCGACAAAUCAAUUUAAAUGAUUUGGCAAAGAAACUGGGUGUUGGAAGUGGGAACCUGCGCUUUGCUGAUGAAGCAGCCAUGUUGGACAAACUGAAAGUUGGCCAAGGAUGUGCAACCCCCUUAGCUCUUUUCUGUGAUCAGGGAAAUGUGAACUUUGUUUUGGAUGCUGGAUUUCUGCAAGGAGGUCAUGAUAGGAUUUAUUUUCACCCAAUGACCAAUGCAGCAACUAUGGGCCUGCACCCAGAUGACUUCCUAAAAUUUCUGAAGUCUACAGCACAUGAACCCAUAAUUGUGCAUUUUGAUGAAAGCCACAAAUAAGCUUUUUAACCCAAGAGUAACUGGGUG
Notechis scutatus (mainland tiger snake) is the source of this 676-nucleotide messenger RNA. RefSeq names its product prolyl-tRNA synthetase associated domain-containing protein 1-like. Gene Ontology annotation, molecular function: aminoacyl-tRNA deacylase activity. The record is from RefSeq and is a predicted model, not a curated record. NCBI's taxonomy places the organism in Eukaryota, Metazoa, Chordata, Lepidosauria, Squamata, Elapidae.